GCGGCGCUUAGUUCGAGUCGGACCUCCGUCGCAGUCGGAUCGUAUCGUUCCGCCCUAUCACACCGUCUCUCUCUCUCUCGCGCGUGCUCUCUUCUCUCUCCCUUUUACCUCUCUCUCGCGCGCACACGUUCUCCCUUCUUCCCGUCCUCUCUCGUUUUCUCUUUUUCUCUCUCUUUUUUUCUCUCUCUCUCUCUCUUUCUCUCUCUCUCUCUUUCUUUCUCCCUUUUUCUCUGCGUGUGUAUUUAUACGCGUAUAAUAGUAUCUCUCUACGCGUAUAUAUAUAUCUCUCUCUUUCUUUCUCUCUUGACAACGACGUUCAAGAGUUGUUCCGCCCAGUGUAAAAGAGCGAAGAGAAAACGCUUUAACUCGGGGAAAGAAGAAGCAAAAGAAGAGAAAUCACGAGCUUUCCCGCGAUCAAAGCGCGUACGCGCUUUCGCCGAUGAUCCUCACCGUCGCCGCUGUCUCCGCCGCCUCCGUUACUACCGCCGCCGCCGCCGUCGUCGUCGUCGUCGUCGUCGUCGAGAGGAACUUCGAUGUAACGACGCGAAUUAACGAUAAACAAAGAGAAGAGUGAAAAGGAGAUACCACCGCGGAGUCUCUACGGAGCGCACCGUCCUGAAGUUCGUCGACGAAAACGAGAGAGGAAGCAGGGACAAGUAUAUAUCUACGAGAGCUGCUGGCUGGCCCGCGACACGGCCGAGUUGGAACGCGCCUCGUUUUCGCUCCUAUCGUCUUUGGGAAAAUAAAAAGGAGAGAGGAUAAUCGACGAAGAAGUAAUAUCGAGGAAGAAGGAAGAAAGAGGAUUAUAUAUAUAUAUAUACAUACAUACAUACAUACACGCGCGCAUAUAUAUAUAUAUACACGUACACAGAUAUAGUGGUGAGAUCGGUGCUGAUUGUGUUUUGUGCUCUACCAGUGUGUUAACGACGAAAAAGGCGACGGCCCGUGCAAUGGCCGUUUCAAAUACUUCGAUUCCUCUAUCUCGUUGAGAGAACUCUGUCUCCUUUUUUCCCCCCCUUUCUUCUCUCUCUCUCUCUCUCUCUCUCUCUCUCUCUCUUUCUCUCUAUCUCUAUCUCUCUAUUUCUCUCUUUCUCUUCGUCCUCUCCGUUUUUCCGUUUCCGUUCUCCUCUUCGCCCGUGGUUUGUGCCGCGAGUGGGUGCGCCGAUCGAAAAGUGUUGCUUCGAGAGAGAGCCAGCGCGCGCGCCACGCAAGUGUGCCCUUGGAAUAAGUGUCGAUCGAUGGGAAAAUAGUAAAGAAGGAAGGCAAAAAAAUAAAGAGGCUUACUCGCGCGCGUUAAGUUCGCGCGACGACAAUACGACUCGUGUGAAUAUCGAAGAAAUGAAUAAGUGAGAGUUAUUAUCGGCUUGAUAUCGAUAUAUAUACAUAUAUAUCAGUGUGUACAUCCUUCCUCGCCCUUCAUUGUGGAUUAUUAUUUAUUGGAUUUACCGCAACUAUCGACGAAGGAGACCGACCAGAGGAUCGCCGAAGGAUUUCUACGACCAAACUAAGAGGAGAUUCGCGGUUUAUAAUGCAGAGACAAAACCGGAACGGCUUGGAGGUGGAGGUUGCGCCGAUGCGUCCUAUAAGCACGGCCGGCUAAUAGCCCGCAGCCCAUCCCCGACACCCUGCAGCCACACCAGGUAAUUCGCUUAAUCUAAAAGAGUUUACGAGAUAAGUCGGCACACUCUUAUGCAUUCGUCAAAGUUUAUAGGAGAAAGAGAAGAAAAAGACGAAGAAGAAGAAGAAGAAGAAGAAGAAAAAGAAGAAAAAGAAGAAGGAAAAGACGAAGAAGAAGAAAUAGAAGAAGUUUCGAAAAAUGGUGGCCCGUCAAACGCAUAUAUCAAGUCGCGAAGGGGGAUGAAUCGUCCGACGGAAGGAAACGAACAUUAGCAGUCGGCGUGACAUGGAUGUGAGCUUCACGAACGUGUUGGAGGGGGCUCGUCAGUACUUCCAGGGACUGCCUGUACCCAGUGCAAGCGCGAUACCGUCGGAGGAUCACAAUCAUCCAACUUCGUCGACGAAUUCGGCCUCGUCGGCGUCCACGUCUCACGAUCAUGGCGUGGCUUCCUCUUCGGUGGCUCCGCCACCAGCACCGCCGUCCUCGGCGUCGACGCCGUCGGUGGUUAAUCAAGAAACAACGCGUUACUCCAGUGAUGUCGGUCAGUCCUCGUCUACCGAAAACGGAAGCUCCAGUUCCGGUCCGUUUUGGAAUCCAUCGGUGGAGCCGUAUCCACCGCAACCAACUAGAGUGGAGGUACCGGAUACCAGGCCGGGCGACGAGAGUUCCGAACCGAGUUCCUCGUCUCCUGGUACAGUGGUCACCUUAACUGAAAUGCAGCCCUCCAGUCAUCGAUCCUCCGCAACAUCCAACUUUCAACAGCAACAACAACAACAACAACAACAAAAGCAAUCGUCCGUAUCUUCCGCGUCCACCGAUCAACACUCGUCCCAUCAGACCAUAGCUACGACUACCUCCAGUUCACCCAGAUUGCAUCAGAUGCAACCACCUCAAAGAGAUCAUUCUCCGGAACCUGUUUAUCAACAACUCAAUAGUAUCAGUAGAACGUCAUUCGCCACCGUCGAGAUUUUAGCGACGUCUCAUACGACGUCUCAUCCGAAUUAUCAAAACGCGAACGAUCGACAGUCUCAAAGCGGUACGGCCAUCGUCGCUCAAAGAACUCAAUACUAUCCGAGAUAUCAUCACCCGGACAUUACGAAGAGCGCGCCGGCGCCGUUCUCGCAAAAUUCCGUCUAUCAAUCCGCCAACGUGGCGGUGACCACAGCCGGAAGCGUUCAACAACCGGCUACGAGGCCAACGCCGGUCGAACAGAGCAGUGUGCUCGUUCAUGGACAAGAUCAGCAACGAGUGCCGAGCUCUUCUUACGGAUCCAGCGUGCAAACUCCGUCGAGUGGAUCGACGGUUUACGGAUCGUCUCAGAAUUAUCGCGUAAGUGGGCAGCUUCAGCAAACUCGGCCGGUUGUUGUUAAUCCGACGGUCGACGAACGAAUCAGGCCGACGGCUCAACACGGCAUCGACGGAACUAGCGCGUCUUCGUCGUCCUCCAACUCCUCCUGCUCCAACUCGAACAACUCCUCUUCGGGGAACCCUUGUACUUCGGCAAAUCCACCUUGCAAUCCGCGUCACGGAUCCAGUCACAUUCCUUCGUCGCCUCAGAAUCUUCCGGCGCACAUUCCUUCUCCGCAUCUUCCCUCCGCAGCUUCCUCCGUUCACGGACAACACCCUCAGCAACAACAGCAGCAAGGCCAACAACAUCACACUCGAAUAAAUCCUUCCCCUCACUCGGCCAAUCCGAACGCCUACACCGCUCGCACGAUCCUCUCGCAGAGCGGACCGUCGCCAUCCUCCUCGUCGUCUUCGUCGUCGAACCAUCCGCAACAGAUGAUACCUCCUACGGGCUUAAGCGGUUAUCAUCCGAUAGCUUCGCCUCACGAGCCACCUCGUCACGCCACCCCAUCGCCCCACAGACAAUCUCCUCACGUAUCGACGCUUCACAAUCCUCACGCCUCCUCUCCUCAUCCUACACCGUCGCCCCACACCGCCUUCCAACCGCAUUCGCCGACUUACCCACCUCCUCCACCGCCGGCCAGGUCUACGCCACACUCCUACAGCGUGCCGGCGACGUCUCAGCACUAUCAGAAUGCCGGAUACAACGCUAGUCCUUACGCGCCGCCACCUCAGUCUUCGUACCAUUCCUUUCAGAAGAGUCCGCAGCAGCAGCAGCAGCAGCAGCAACAGCAACAGCAGCAGCAGCCGCUGUCGCAGUCGCACGGGAGUUACUACUCCCAACCGAAUAGAUCUCACAGCCAGUCGUACGUCCAACCAACUCCGAUGGGUGCACCGCCUCAACCGAUUUGUCCCGGUGGAGCGAAUAGCAACGGUGGCUUGAGCUAUCAGCAGAACAAAGCCGUAAUGUACAACGGUGCGGACUCGAAAAGGGGUCCGGCGGAAAUCGCUGCGAGCUACGCUUCUUACCGAUCAUCCUCGACGAGCGUGCAGAGAAGCAACAACACGCACAAUCUGCCACCGAUCGCCGCCUUGUCCUCCUAUCAUUCCAACAAGAGAGAAACGGGGAGUAAAGUGCAAUCGAUCCAACGACGAGUGCAUUCGAUCGGAACGACGAACAAAGUCCCUGUCGUGACACCACCCAGCUCGGUUAUGGUUCUUCCCCAAAGGAUUCCGGAUUAUCCUUCGGUCCCUGCGCCAAUGAAUCACGCGAUACCGGUUAAUGGGAGAACAACCAGCUCGGUCAACUCUACCUACGCUGGCAGAUACGCUAACCAGCAAAAUUAUCCGGCUUACGCGACCACCAUCGCGCCCAGUCACCACGGUAGCAAUUCCUCGAGUAACACCUCGGUGACGUCCAUCGGUGCCACGGUCCGAUCUUCCGUUCCGGCUCCUCCGGUACACGCCUAUCAGUCUUCCGACGCGACCGCCCACUUGGGAUCCUAUCAUCACACCGUCAGAACUGCGGAGAGUUAUCCGUACAAGGAACAAUCCUAUCAAAAUUCCUCGGCACCGAUGGUACCUGCUGUUCCAGGUACACCCUUACCGGCACCGCCACCGCCGCAGACCAACGGAAUCAGGAAAAGGGAGUCUCCGCUCGAUCUGUCCGUGAAAACCGUGAAGACGUCCGCGGACUCGACCGCGCAAGACGAUCUCGAGGCUUCUUCCACGGACAAGCACGCGAGUAGUUUGAACCUGACCUCGGCGCCGACGAUGUCGAGGAGUAGCAACGGUGCCAGAAGCAUGGCUCCACCACCGGCUAUUCAAUCCUUAGCGCCACCACCCAUUGCUUCUUACUCUAAUUACGACGCCAGAGUCUCGACCCGUGGCGUCAGGAGCAGCUCGUCCGUUCCUUCCGUGUGUCCUCGAACGUCGACACCGCAGACGGUGUGCGCGCCAAAGGUCGACUUCUUGCCGGAUUUCAAUUCGACCCCGCUUCGACAACAUCACGCUCCGCCGCCGCACGACAGUCCGAUCCGUAGAAAUACGGGUCAACAACUGUACGGGCCGCCGCCACCGCCACCGCCGCCUCAAGCGCCGUUGCCCUCGCAGUAUACGAACAACGCUGCUCCACUGCCUCAUAUGUCUACGUUCCAGAAGAGUUCACUGCCCGCAACGCCGGUAUACGACGGCAGCCCGGCACCACCACCACCACCACCGCCGUCUUCGUCGACGUCUUCGUCGUCUUACCUACCGCCCAACGAUUCCUCGAGGUCUUCUUCUAGAUAUCCCGUGGUGGAUCCCUCAAGAAUGGGCCCGACGACACUGCCCCUGCAAGAAUAUCCUUCCGACCCCAGCAAGUAUUAUUUAGACGCGAGAAACAAGUUCGGUUCACCGACUCAGAAAGAUCAUCGUCCUACCAUCAAGAGAUCCGGUGAAACCGUUUACUCUGGAACCGCUCCAAACAAGCAGCCUAGGUUGGAUACUUGGAGAAUAGCCAUCGACAAGCAGAUCGAGCAGAAACUCUCGACGGUCAGGUCGCCUCACGAGCAACAGAAGAGACAAGAAAUGAGUUUGCCCGUUGCCAUGCCGAAUGGUACCUUGAUAGCACCUAGUACUUACGAGCAGAGAUCGGACAAUGGUUAUUCGUCGUCGGAGUCUUUGAGGUAUCAACAAGCUUACUGUGAUAAAAGGAAUUACCCGGAGCCGAAGAUGGCACGUACCUCUCCGCCGUAUAAUCACCCACCUAUCUCGAAAGCAACGAACGUACACGCGUUACCCCAGCAAGUCAAUAGUCAGACAUCUUAUUCGAAUUAUAGACAGAAUCAGAGAAUGGCUUGUCCUCCGGUUAGUGCGAUGGCUACGCCUCCGGUCGAUCAGCCGAGCAACACGGGCGCCGAUAAACGAGUUUUGAGCUUGUUGAGGAAUAGUCUCGAGAACAAACAGCAGAGGGAAGAACAGUUGAACAGUCAACAACCUAUUUUGGUGAAUCACAAUCAACAGAGCUUUCAAAACAAGGUCGUCGCCCCAGUGGAGCCUAAAACGAACAUAGGGAGACACAAUUUAUCGCCGUUUACGGCGGCCAGUUUGUUGGAACGGAACAGCAACACGCCGCCGCAUUACAAGUUCCAUGUGCCGCGAGCCGUAGACUCGAUCACUCAAGAGGCCCCCCGUAGUAUGUACGCUUCGCGAGUAAAUUCAUCUGCCACGCUACCUGGCAAAGAAGCUCUCUUGGGACCUCGGGGAGCCGAGAAUCAAAUUCACCGUGACAAGGAUGACGGGCUUGCGGCCAUAUUGGCCGCGAAAAUCAGGACAAAAGCGGAACUUAAACAGGUCGGCACCGGACAGUUCUUGGCAAAACCCGUGGUUCCUUCUCAAGAUGUGUCCUCUACGCCAAAAGAGCUCGAUAGCGCGGCCUCGACGUCGACUCCACAGUCGGGCUCGUCCGCGGGCAGCCCACCGAAAUUGACUCGCGAAAAAGCGGCCUGUCUGCCACCGAGAAGACGUUUGUUCUCGAGAACGGAAGAAGAGAAUAUGCCGGUCGCUGCUGCGACGACGGUACCCGUGUCAACCCCAACUCCAGCAGUUGCCUCAACGGUACCACCACGUGCCAGUGGUUUUAGAAGUUCCUCCGAGACCUCGGUCUUUGACUUCAGAGAGAGCGAUUCCGAGGGUGAGAUGCCGGUGUUGGAGCGUCAAACCCUCGAGGAAAUGAGGAGAGACAGGAAGCAGUUGUCGAAGGUUCAACCUCCUAUUCCCUUGAACGAUGCCAUGUGCAUGAACAUGGCCUCGUCCAUGGAUCUCGUGAAAAUCGAGCUUAAGGAGAACGAGAAGAUCAACGAGGUGGAUCCAUUCUGGGCGGUAACCUGCGACAAGUUUAUGGAACAGUUGAGAGCAGGCGAUGUUGUGAAGAAGCGCGGACGAAAAAAGAAACUCGAUGGAACCUCUUCGAAGAUGGAUGAUACUGGUAACGAUAGUAGCAAGGAGUCCGACCUUAAUACCAACGACGCGACCGCUGACGUAAAGAUCAAAAUAGAGGACAUCAAAAAGGAGGUGCAGGAUGUGGUGGAAGCGGUUGUCGAUGAAAAGGUCGAGACCGCGGAAAGCAGCAAAGACGAUUUGAAAUCACCCGUUUCGAUAAAGAUACAGGUCGUCGAAGAGGAGAAGGUCGUCGAAGUCGAGGCGAAGGAAAAUGAAAGGAGAAAUUCCGGUGACGAUUCCGACGAGGUGCCAUUGAUCAAGAGAGCAACGAAAAAGAAAUCGAAGAAGGAGGAUAGCGAUUGCGAGGAAGAAAUCGUUUGUAGAAAGAGGAGAGUCCGAAGGGGUAGUAGGAUCAAAUUGGCUUCGUCCAGUGGUAGCGAAUCCUCCAGCGAGGAAAGCGACGUUAGUACGGAAUACGGGCAUGGUUCCUCGGUCGCCGACAGACUCCGAGCGAGGAAAAGGUCUGGGAAUGGCGGAGAAAACGAGGGCAUGAAGUUACGUUCGAGGGACACGACGCCGCAAAAGAAUAAGACGGAAAAGGAAAUGAAAUCGUCGUCUACGUCCAAGACCGUACCUUCGUCUCGAAAAGUGAAACCCAAGCCACUGUUCGGCGACGGUAGCGAUUUCAGGCCAGGCUGGGAGGAAGAGGUAUACGUCUACAAGAAAUCGUUGAGAAUGCCGACCAGACUGAUCACCGUCUCGAAACCUUCGAGAUUUCAUAGGCUAUCGACGUCUCUUCCCGAUUUGGAUCCCGGCUCGCCAGCUUUAUCGGUCUCCAUGGAUAGUUCGGACGUUUGCUUAGGUAGAAAGAGACUCGUUGACAGCGACAUAGAGUCCGAGUAUAGUUUCAGUAUUACUGGCCUUGGUAGUAAGAUAGACGACGAAGAAGCGACUUCCUCCACGACGAUAUCUUGUCCCCCGAAGACGACGACGACGAAACAAACCAGAUUGGAAAACAAUUCCAUCGUAGACGUGCUCGUGCAAAAAGUCGGCACCGGUAAAAAGGAUUCGAAGAGGAAACAACAGAAGGAAAAGUCCGAAAAGGGAACGAAGAUCCUUCAAAAGGGUAACAACGAACCCGAAUUGCUCCCAACGCCGAGUCUCACUCCUCUCCUUGCCUCGGAAGCUCCGAAAACCCCGAAGGGCAAGCCGUCGCCGAUCAAGAACAAACCUUUGAAGCCGAUCAAAGUUUCGGAUUCGUUCCUUUUGGGAUAUUUCCGUAAAGAGACGGUCAACAAUUUCCGCGAUACCUUCAAAAACAACCACGCGAUACCGAACGAGUUUUCGACGUUCGUUUUGAAUAGCAGAACGAGAACGGAGACGCGCGUUCUGAAGAAACAGACCACUAUCAGAGAAGUAUUCGGCGAGGACAGACCAGCGUCCGCUCCCCCUAUGCAAAAUCAUGGCGAUACUUCCCAAGACGAUGAUUCUCAAAACGAAGCCAUGGAAAAUACAUUAGGAAAGCCUCGUACGUUGAAGCAAAAGGUAGUGUCCAGAUUGAAAAACGCGAGUAUCCUAAGAAGUCACAAGGCAAUCGUCAAUUCGAAAAGACAUUUACUCAUCGCUAAGAGAAGAAAGGAUCUUCUGAAGUCUUUGGCCGAGAAGAAGUUGAAGCGCGUUAAGAAGGAAACGGAAGUCGAAGUGACGAAAGAAACGAACGAUACGCAGGAAGUUGAGAAUAACGAGAUAGAGGACGAGAAUAACGAGUCCGAGGUACCGAGCAAAAAGAAGUUAAAACUUCGAACCGGUAGGCGGAAAUUCCGUUCUGGAUUCGACUAUGUUAGGAAGAAAAAGAGACCCUUGAAAAAGGAUGACGCAGCACCCAAGGAAAGAAAAAGACAGAUAUUGUCAAGACCGAGUCCAGAAUGUGUUGCGGACAUUCAGUCGGAGAUCAGGACGUGGGUCAUUAAAAAGGGCGUUGGAGAAACUAUUUUACAUCGCGCCGCCAGACUCGGUCACACGGAUGUGACAGCCUACUGCUUAGAGAAACUCAACAGUGCACCGAGCCCGAAGGACAACGCGGGUUAUACGCCACUCCACGAGGCAUGCUCGAGGGGUCAUUUGGAAAUCGCCAAACUUUUGCUCGCUUAUGGCGCGAAUGCCAGCGAAAGUGCGAACGGAGGAAUAAGACCACUUCACGAGGCUGCGGAGAGCGGUUCAACGGAGUUGGUGCGAUUACUUUUAUCGUACGGUGCCGAUCCUCUACUAGCUACGUAUUCCGGGCAAACGCCAUUGAUGUUGGCGGUGGAAACCGAAGCUUACUCGAUUCUCGAGCAACACUUGGACGACAUCCAGGGACAUAGCAGUACGCCUUGGUCGUUCGGUGGACCUGCUUCGAUCUUUGACCCGGAAGAAACUGGAUACAAUCCUCUGAGCGAUCCACCUAUGGAUAGCCCAGAACCUGAACUCGAGGAGAUAGAAAUGGAGGUGAGCGAUGUGAACCUACCGGUCUUAUUUUCUCUUGCCAAUGAUUCGGACAAGUGGGUGCUCCUUCAAGAUUUAAUGGCAGCUCUCAGGAUAAAGAGUCGCGAUGCUCUCUUGCGUCAAGUGAAUCCAAAGGCACAUACCGGACCACCGGCUAUUGCUCAUCGCGACGUCAUGAGAGAACUUAAACUUCCUGAUUUCUUAGAACAGUCUCGAUGUUGUCAUCUAUUAAGCGGCGGCGAGAAGAUCAACGUCCGCGGAUCGAAGGUGACGCUGAUUAAGUACAACGAGAGGGUUAAGUCAUUGUUAAACGUCGAAAAGGUGCUAAUAAGUCUCAGGUGACAGGAGCCACCGCUGAGGGGAAGGGAUUCUCCUCAGGAAAGACCAUCCACAUCCUUUUCUUCUUCUUCUUCUUCUUCUUCUUCUUCUUCUUCCUCCUCUUCGUCCUCCUCCUUCCUUGCAAGCAAAUAUAAUCCAUCAAGAAAAAACGAAAACAAGA
Messenger RNA from Vespula vulgaris, 9869 nucleotides. Its product is annotated as mucin-5AC-like. The coding region runs from base 1904 to 9712 and encodes 2602 amino acids. The transcript is spliced from 15 exons. Gene Ontology annotation, cellular component: nucleus. Lineage: Eukaryota; Metazoa; Arthropoda; Insecta; Hymenoptera; Vespidae. Gene Ontology annotation, molecular function: transcription corepressor activity; protein binding. The record is from RefSeq and is a predicted model, not a curated record. Gene Ontology annotation, biological process: negative regulation of transcription by RNA polymerase II.